Molecule: messenger RNA, 1019 nt
Organism: Nomia melanderi (Alkali bee)
Lineage: Eukaryota; Metazoa; Arthropoda; Insecta; Hymenoptera; Halictidae
Gene: SmB
Product: small ribonucleoprotein particle protein SmB
Biological process (GO): mRNA splicing, via spliceosome
Cellular component (GO): U1 snRNP; U4/U6 x U5 tri-snRNP complex; catalytic step 2 spliceosome
Molecular function (GO): RNA binding; snRNP binding
Source: RefSeq, a predicted model, not a curated record
UUUGCUUUAAUAUAGUUAUUUAAAUAUAAAUAUAAAUACAAACAUAAAUUAAAGAUCGACCUUUUGGUUUGAAGAUCUUCAGAUAGAUAAAGUUACUUUAAAACGUACCUUUAACUGGUAAUGUUUCCGUUGAAAAAGAACAUAUAUUUAGCAAUGCCAUCUAUUCAGACAGAGAGGUUAUGUUACUGAAGCUGGCGGUCGAAUCUAUUGAAACCGACAAGCGAUUAUUUUCAUCGUAACUGUGCACAAUAUAAUUAUCAAAUAACUUGUUUUUGAUUUUUACGUGUCAAAAAGCAGGCAGCCAAAAUGACGAUCGGCAAAAACAAUAAGAUGCUGCAACAUAUUAAUUACAGAGUUAGAAUUAUUCUCCAAGAUUCUAGAACAUUCAUAGGCACGUUCAAAGCUUUCGAUAAACAUAUGAACCUUAUACUUGGAGAUUGUGAAGAAUUUCGUAAAAUUAAACCAAAAAAUACGAAGCAACCAGAAAGAGAAGAUAAACGUGUAUUAGGCUUUGUACUCUUAAGGGGAGAAAAUAUUGUUUCUUUAACGGUAGAAGGCCCUCCACCUCCAGAAGAAGGCUUACCUAGGGUACCUAUUCCUGGAGCUGCAGCAGGACCUGGUAUGGGUCGAGCAGCUGGACGUGGUAUGCCUGCAAAUGUUGCUGGAGUACCUACGGGGUUGCAAGGACCUGUCAGAGGUGUCGGUGGCCCAUCACAGCAGAUUAUGACACCGGGAGGCAGAGGUCAAGUUUCUGCACCACCACAGAUGCACCCCGGUGGUCCUCCACGUAUGCCAGUUGGAGGUCCUCCACCUGGGAUGAUGGGUCCACCUCCAGGAAUGAUGGGUAUGCCACCAGGAAUGCCACCCAUGGGACGCGGGGGACCACCAAUGGGGCCUCCAGGAAUGAGAGGACCACCUCCUGGCAUGAUGAGAGGUGGACCACCACCUCGACCUUAUUAAAAUUAUCUAAAAUGUAUAAUUGUGUUUCCUGAUAAUAAAAAUCUCUUUUACAAUGGAAA